GGCGCCAGCGAGCAACGGGCCGAGGAGCAGCCCCCGGCCCCCGCCUCCGGGCCGGCCCGAGCGCGCCCGGCCCGCCGCCCGCUCUCCACCGCCGCGCCUUCCCCCAGCCCCCCGCCUCCCUCCCUGGCCACUUUAACACUUGCCCGCCGCCUCUGCCGCCGAGUCCGCGGACAUGUCCUUCCCGCAGCUGGGCUACCCGCAGUACCUGAGCGCCGCGGGGCCCGGCGCCUACGGCGGAGAGCGCCCGGGGGUGUUGGCUGCCGCGGCAGCGGCGGCCGCCGCCGCCUCGUCGGGCCGGCCGGGGGCUGCGGAGCUGGGCGCGGGCGCGGGCGCGGCAGCGGUCACCUCGGUGUUGGGCAUGUACGCGGCGGCCGGACCUUACGCGGGCGCGCCCAACUACAGCGCCUUCCUGCCCUACGCCGCGGAUCUCAGCCUCUUCUCGCAGAUGGGCUCACAGUAUGAACUCAAGGACAACCCUGGGGUGCACCCUGCCACCUUCGCUGCGCACACAGCGCCGGCCUACUACCCCUACGGCCAGUUCCAGUACGGGGAUCCCGGGCGGCCCAAGAAUGCCACGCGCGAGAGCACCAGCACGCUCAAGGCCUGGCUCAACGAGCACCGCAAGAACCCCUACCCCACCAAGGGGGAGAAGAUCAUGCUGGCCAUCAUCACCAAGAUGACCCUCACGCAGGUCUCCACCUGGUUCGCCAACGCGCGCCGCCGCCUCAAGAAGGAGAACAAGGUGACGUGGGGCGCACGCAGCAAGGACCAGGAGGACGGCGCCCUCUUCGGAAGUGACACGGAGGGUGAUCCGGAGAAGGCCGAGGACGAUGAGGAGAUCGAUCUGGAAAGCAUCGACAUCGACAAGAUCGACGAGCACGACGGCGACCAGAGUAACGAGGACGAUGAGGACAAGGCUGAGGUGCCGCAAGCGCCCACAGUGCCCACCGCCCUCGCUCGGGAUCAGGGAUCGCCCCUGGCGGCCGCUGACGCGCUCAAAACUCAAGACUCGCCUCUAGGCUUGGCUAAGGAGGCCCAGGAACCCGGCGGCACGCGCCUGUUGAGUCCAGGCUCGGCAGCGGGUGGCCUGCAGGGAGCGCCGCACAGCAAGCCCAAGAUCUGGUCACUGGCCGAGACGGCCACCAGCCCGGACGGCGCGCCCAAGGCCUCGCCGCCGCCCGCCAGCCAUCCUGGCGCGCAUGGGCCCCCUGCGGGCGCGCCGCUGCAACACCCCGCUUUCCUGCCCAGCCACGGACUGUACACCUGCCACAUCGGCAAGUUCUCCAACUGGACCAACGGCGCUUUCCUGGCACAGGGCUCGCUGCUCAACAUGCGUUCCUUUCUGGGCGUUGGCACGCCCCACGCCACCCCCCACGGCCCGCACCUGCCCGCGCCGCCGCCUCCACCUCAGCCACCGGUCGCUGUUGCCUCCGGGAUGCUACACGGCGACAAGGCCUCGGCCCGCAGCAGCCCCACGCUCCCAGAGAGAGACAUUGUCCCCAGGCCAGACUCGCCGCCACAGCAGUUAAAGUCGCCCUUCCAGCCGGUGCGCGACAACUCGCUGGCCCCGCAGGAGGGAACGCCGCGGAUCCUAGCAGCCCUCCCGUCAGCUUGAUUCAGGGUCUUCUUUUACUUUUGCGGGG
This is a messenger RNA of Phyllostomus hastatus (greater spear-nosed bat), 1643 nucleotides long. RefSeq names its product iroquois homeobox 1 (gene IRX1). NCBI's taxonomy places the organism in Eukaryota, Metazoa, Chordata, Mammalia, Chiroptera, Phyllostomidae. The coding region runs from base 173 to 1615 and encodes 480 amino acids. Gene Ontology annotation, molecular function: RNA polymerase II cis-regulatory region sequence-specific DNA binding; DNA-binding transcription factor activity, RNA polymerase II-specific. Gene Ontology annotation, cellular component: nucleus. The transcript has 4 exons. Gene Ontology annotation, biological process: cell development; regulation of transcription by RNA polymerase II; neuron differentiation. The record is from RefSeq and is a predicted model, not a curated record.